This is a messenger RNA of Menidia menidia (Atlantic silverside), 5373 nucleotides long. The record is from the annotation of a GenBank genome assembly. NCBI's taxonomy places the organism in Eukaryota, Metazoa, Chordata, Actinopteri, Atheriniformes, Atherinopsidae.
GGCCCCGCGGACGGCCGGCUGCUGCCCGGCGACCGGCUGGUCAAGAUCAACAACGUCGCCGUGGACGACCUGACCCCCGAGCAAGCUGCCGAAAUAAUCAGGGAGUCUCAAGACACACUGACCAUGACGGUCCUCAGAAUAAUGCACGGCCCAAAGUCUUCCUUCAUCACUCCGGAGAAGCGGGCCAAGCUCCGGUCCAACCCGGUGAAGGUCCACUUCGCAGAGGAGGUGGAGGUCAACGGUCACUCUCAGGGGAACUCGCUGCUCUUCCUGCCGAAUGUGCUGAAGGUGUAUCUGGAGAAUGGGCAAACCAAGGCCUUCAAAUUUGAGUCCAGCACCACGGUGAAGGACAUCGUGAUGACCCUGAAGGAGAAGCUCUCCCUGGGUAGAAUCGAACACUUCUCCCUGGUGCUGGAGCAGCAGCUCAGCAGCAGCAAGCUGCUCCUGCUCCACGAGGAGGAGCGGAUCCAGCAGGUGGUGCAGAAGAAGGAGGCCCAUGACUACAGGUGUCUGUUCCGGGUUUGCUUCAUGCCCAAAGACCUCCAGAGGCUGCUGAAAGAUGACCCCGUGACCUUUGAGUACCUCUACCUGCAGGGCGUGAACGACGUGCUGCAGGAGCGCUUCGCCGUGGAGAUGAGGUGCAACACGGCCCUGCGGCUGGCCGCGCUGCACAUCCAGGAGCGGCUGGUCAGCUGUGGACAGUCCCCCAAAGCCAACCUGAAGACCAUCACGAAGACCUGGGGAAUAGAGAACUUUGUGUCGUCCACCCUGCUGAGGAACAUGCGGGAGAAGGACCUGAGGAAGGCCAUCGGCUACCACAUGAAGAAGAGCCAGUCGCAGCAGGACCCCAAGCUGAAGAACAUGUCCGUGGACCAGGCCCGGAUCCACUACCUGGAGGAGCUGAGCGAGCUCAAGUGCUUCGGGGGGAAAUCCUUUGGUGCCACCAUGAUGCUCCAGGACCGGGAGUCCAUGGUGACCCUGCUGGUGGGAGCGCGCUACGGGGUCAGUCAGGUGGUCAACCACAAGCUGAGCAUACUGACCACCCUCACCGAGUUCUCCAGCAUCACGCGCAUCGAGCUGCUGCCCGAGUCCGAGAAAGUCAGCCUGGUCAAGAUCUACCUGCAGGACAUCAAGCCCAUCACGUUGCUUUUGGAGGCAGCGGCGGCCAAAGACCUGUCCUGCCUGAUAUCGGGCUACUGCCGCGUGUUUGUGGACCCCAGCCUCAACAUCUUUCCCUGGAUGGACGACAAGAGGCACCGAGUGUCUGCAGAGGAAGGUUACGUGUCUCGGUGUGGAAGCGACUCCGACUCCUCCUCGGACCUGGACGCGGAGCCGCUGCUCAGCCUGGCGUCCCAGGACGACAGGCCCCGCCCACGCGUGCGCUCGUCCUCCGACCCGGACGGCCGGAAACGGAAAGACCGGCACCGGUGGAGAACCAGGGACGGCCGGGAGAAGCUGGACAAAGCCCGGGAGGGCCCCAAGUGCCCGGAGGAGAAGGACGCCGGCACCGAAAAGGAGACGGUUCCCCCGGAGACGAACGGCGAGGAGCCGGUCCAGAUCCAGAUAGUGGACGGCAACCCGCAGGGACAAAAAGGCGGAGGGGCGGCGGAGGAGCCGGUGUCUGUGUCCGAGGCCUCCGACUCCUGUCAGACGGACUCCCGCGUCCUCACCAGCCCCUCCAGCGACUCCCUGGACGCCCUGGAGGAAGACGACCUGGUCUCCUGCUCCUCUUCCUCCGCCCGCCCCUCCUCACAGACGAACUCCUGCCCCCCCCUCCCCCUCCAGCUGCACCCCCCCUCGGACCGUUCUGCCCAUCCUCACUUCCUGCUCCCUCCCCCCGCCCACUCGCACCCCCUCAUCCAGCUCCCGGCCGUGGGCAGGCCGGGAGGAAGAGGAGGCUGCAGGAGGUCGGGCGACGGGGCGGACCCCCGCCUCCUGGCGCCCGGCUUAGGCUCCGCCCCCUCGCCGCUCGGCCCGGACGACAGCUCCUUGUGCUUCGCCGAGCUCUCCCUGCUGGUGGACCUGCUGCCCAGCCCGCCCGAGGCCAGCGAGGAGGAGGACGAGGAGGAGGAGCAGGAGGAGGACAGGAGGGAGAGCGGCGGCGGCGUGCGGAGAGCGGCGGGCGAAGGGGGCGGGGCCUCCGCCUCGCCGUCCUCGCCCUCCUCCCACUCGGACUUCGUGUUCAGCUUCAGCCAGAGCGACGCGCGCUGCUACUACAGCCUCUGCUCCAACAUCACCCCCGACAGCGCCCGCAGCCUGCCCCGCCCACAGCACCUGGAGCUGCGGGGGGGCUGGGGGGAGGGGGCCCAGGAGGCCCGGGAGAACCAGGACAACCAGGAGAACCAGGGGGACCAGGGGGACCCGGAUGCCCAGGAGGACCCGGAGCCCGUCCCCAUCCUCCACCCGCCCCCCGGCUUUGGGGACAGCAGCUCGGACGAGGAGUUCUUCGACGCCAGGGACCGUUUCACCUCACCUGAGGACCCCACGUCGGGCGCCGUGCCCAGAGAUGCUCGCACCCGGAUGAGGCUGGGCCUCCUCGGCACGCUGAGCCUGAACGACAUCAGCGUGUCGGUGGAGGACGGUGAGCCGGCCGCUGACCGGAGGCCGGCGCCGGAGGAGGAGGGGGGCGGCCGGGAAACGCUGCUGCACCUCCGGAAAAGGUCCCGGAAGCGCCGCUCCUUCAUGGAGACCGACUUCACCUCCCGGGUGACGUAUCCGUAUCCGGACCCGGAUCCGGAAUCCAAGCACAACCCGACCUCCGACCGGCUCCUCGGACACGUCUCGGCCGGGGUGAACCACGGCCAGAUGCUGGCCUCGGACCCGGAGCCCUCCGAGCAGAGCCAGAACCCGAGUCCCACCGUCUCCUCGCUCACGCACGCCGAGGGGGAGCCGGCCCAGCUGGAGGCCAAACCCAUCCCCUCCAAAGCCCACCCCCCGGGGCCGGACCUGAAAUCCCCCUCCAGGAAACAGGAGAUGGAGAUGGAGCCGGACACCAUGGAGUCCAAAUCGGUGACGGACCUGGUGGCGGCGGCCCCCCCCACCAUCACCGUGGUCCGCUGUCGGGUGGACCCGGACGGGAAGGAGAGCGCCGACCGGCGGGGCGACGGAAAGGAGGAGGGGGAGGGACGGGACGGGGCGGGGAAGGAGGACCCGUCCAGCCUGAAAGGGCCGUUCUCCAGCCACAUGUUCCUGCCCGCCGCCCCCCAGAGGAGCGAGCAGGGGGGGGGGCAGGACAGAGGGCCUGAGGGGACUUUCCCCCAGCGUGGAGAGGCCGCUUUUAGGGGCCGAGGCUCCGGCUUCCCGGUGGAAACCGAGUCAGAACAGGAGGACGAGAGCCCAGAGGGAGGUGACCAGGCCCCCGACGCCCAGCCCCACCCAGCAGCGGCCCCCAGCAUGAAGGACGAGGAGGCCCCCGAAUCCACGGUAACGGACAGCACCAACUCUGACGACGUCUUCGAGGAUGAGGAGGACGAAGACGCUGAAUCCAGCUCCUCAAACGAUGGCUGGGGCGAUCAGAUGGAGGAGGGGGUCGCAUCUGCGAAGCGUCCGGAGUCUCCCCCGGACUCCGAGGCUCCGGCAGGAAGUCCGGUCAGCUCCCACUACACUCUGGCCAUCAACGCCAUCACGGCCAAGCUGGGCGCCGCCACCAGCAUCACGUCCCCGACCUUCACCUCAGGGCUGAAAACCGAGGCCCCGCCCCAGAGCGCCCCCCCGGAUCCAGUCCAGAGCCUGAGGAAGGCUCACACCCCCCACUUCCACGACGCCUCCAGGGAGCCGGCGGCCGCCGCCCACUUCCUGUUCCAGACCUGCUCGCCCGCCUUCAUGGGCCGGCUGUCCGCCUCCACGCUCAGGGGGAAGAUCCAGAGUCUGCCCCUGUAUCUGUCGCGCUCACAGGACGGCCUGAACCGGGCCGGGGAUGGGAGCCCCGCCCAGAGUCCCGCCCAAAGCCCCGCCCAGAGCCCCGCCCAGAGCCCGGCGGAGGGCGGCCAGAGGGGCCUCCCAGAGGUCACCAUCAGCGUGACGGACGUCCACGACGUCACGCAGACGCUGGACCUGGACGCCGGCGCGGAGGGGGACUCUGCCGAGUCGGACGAUUCGGACGCCACGCUGACCGGAUCCGAGGUGGACGGGGAGUUCUUUGUGGAGACGGCCUCAGCCAAGAGUUUUCCAGCCGAGUUAAAAGAAGCCAGCGGUCAGGAGCCGCCUCUGGUCCAGCCUCUGCACGCCGGGCUGAACCAGAGCACGCCGGGGCCUGUAACGGAGCCCCCGGCCUCCAUAGUGAGCCUCCUCCAAAGAGACUUCUUCCCUGGACCCAUAAAAGACCCAAGCAUAAAAACCAGAGCCCCAGAGGAAGUCCCAGCUACCAAACCGAGCCCUCCUCUAGGAACUGCUACCAAAACGAACCCUCCUCUAGGUCCGGCCCCUCCCGCGGUGGUGGUGACGACGCAGAGCCUGAACGGGCCGGGCUUCCCCUUCCACGGUCAGUCUCAGAGAGUAGCGAAGGCCAGUAGUGAGAGGCCCCUAGUGGGGCUGUGUAGGCCCUGGGGGCAGCAGCCCGACUCACCGGGGGGGCUCUCCGCCGGCUGCAGGGUGUCCACCGUCUGCGAGGCUCCGGCCCGGGGGGGGGGGCCCGCCCCGCCGCUGAAGCCCGGCUUUGGCUGCGGCCCGGCGCUGGCGUCCGGGUGCGAGUCCCUGGCGGAGGGGGUGCAGCCCCCCCUGGAGGCCUGCGGCUGCCCACCCGCCUACACCAACUGCUUCGGGGGGGAGGAGGACGCCUUCGACGAGGAGCUGACCGUCUACGACCCCCUGCUCUCGCCCUUAUCCACCGACCCAGACCCAGACCCCCUGGGCCAACUGGGCCGGGGGGAGUACCCGGACCCCCCCGGGGGCUUCCAGCUGCUCCGCCUGGACGUGGACAAGCUGCUGGGGGCCCUGGAGGGCGGGCCGGCCGACCGCCGCGGCGGGCGCCACCCGCGGGACGCCUGCCCCCGCCACUUCACGGAGAGCAAGCGGCUGCUGCAGCUGGAGGCGCGGCGGCUGACGGCGGGCUGCCAGCGGGCGGCGGCCGGCGGCCAGAGCCCCCCCGACAUGCUGCGGGCGCUGGCCGGCAGCUUCCGCACGCUGGUGGAGCUGGCCGGCGUCUGCCUGCGCCUCUCCGGCUGCCAGCGCUGCGACCGCCGCAACGGCGAGGCGGCGGCCGGCCUGGCCGACGUGGCGCGGGCCUUCCGGGACUUCUGCCUGGCGGCGGAGCGCGCCAGCGGCCGCCGCGGCUGCCGGGACCUCAGCCGCAAGCUGCUGGCCAAGCAGUGCACGGCGCUCACCGCCUCCGUCUUCUGCCUCACGCAGCUGUUCCGCACCCUCACCGCCCUGUGA